Molecule: messenger RNA, 2054 nt
Organism: Neoarius graeffei (lesser salmon catfish)
Lineage: Eukaryota; Metazoa; Chordata; Actinopteri; Siluriformes; Ariidae
Product: E3 ubiquitin/ISG15 ligase TRIM25-like
Exons: 6
Coding region: 83-1765 (560 amino acids)
Molecular function (GO): protein binding; zinc ion binding
Source: RefSeq, a predicted model, not a curated record
ACCAGGAAGUCCAUUUCAGAGAAAACGGAACUCAGCAGAAAGUUCAGUCUCUCUCUCUCUCUCUCUCUCUCAGUACAGGAAAAUGGCGGAGGCUGGUGUUUCAGUAGAUCAGUUAUCAGUGGAUCAGUUCAGCUGUCCAGUGUGUCUGGAUCUCCUGAAGGAUCCUGUAGCUAUUCCCUGUGGACACAGUUUCUGUAAGGUGUGUAUUAAUGGCUGCUGGGAUCAGGAGGAUGUGAAGGGCGUCUACAGCUGCCCCCAGUGCAGUAUGAUUUUCGCUUCACGGCCUGUUCUGUGCAGGAACAACAUGCUGGCUGAAGUGGUGGAGAAGCUGAAGAAGACUGAACACCAAGCUGCUUCUCCUGCUCACUGUUACGCUGGACCUGGAGAUGUGGAGUGUGAUUCCUGCACUGGGAGAAAACGCAAAGCCACUAAUUCCUGUCUGGUGUGUCUGGCCUCCUAUUGUGAAGAUCAUCUUAAACCUCACUAUGAGUCUCCUGCCUUUAAGAAGCACAAGUUAGUUGAAGCCUGUGCAGAGCUCCAAGAGAAGAUCUGCUCUGAACAUGGCAGACUGAUCGAGAUCUUCUGUCGUACUGACCAAAGCUUCAUCUGUUAUUUGUGUACGACGGAUGAACAUAAAGGCCAUGAUACAGUUUCAACUAAAGCAGAAAUAAAUGCAAAACAGAAUGAGCUAAAGGAGGAGCAGAUGAAAUCCCAGCAGAGGAUCCAGGAGAAGCAGAAGGAGGUGCAGGAGCUGAAACAGACUGUGGACACUAUUAAGAAGCGUUCACAGGCAGCAGUAGAUGACAGUGAGAGGAUCUUUACUGAGAUGAUCAGCUCCAUGGAGAAAAAGCGCUCGGUGGUAACGGAGCUGAUCAGAGCUCAGGAGAAAGCUGACCUGAGUCGAGCUGAACAACUCCUGAAGCAACUGGAGCAGGAGAUUGCUGAUCUUCAGAGGAGAGUCACUGAGCUGGAGCAGCUUUCACACACACACGAUCACGUCCACUUCCUCCAGAGUUUCCCGUCUCUCUGUGUUUCUCCUGGAUGUGACGACUCACCCAGCUUCACUGUCAAUCAACAUCUCUCAUUUGAUGGAUUGAGGAAAUCUCUCUCAGAUCUGAAAAAACGAGUCGAGGAAAUCUGUGAGGAGGAAUUCAACAAAAUCCAUCCACAAGCUGCAGCAGUUAACAUGAUUUUACCCUCAAAACCGAAGAGCAGAGAAGAUUUUCUGCUGUAUUUCUGUGAUCUGACUCUGGAUCCAAACACAGUAAAUCCUAAACUCAUUCUGUCUGAGAAGAACAGAGCGGUGACGCACAGUGAGACAGAACAGAGAUACUCUGAUCAUCCAGAGAGAUUUGACUCCAGGUCUCAGGUGUUGUGUAAGGAGAGUGUGUGUGGACGCUGUUACUGGGAGGUGGAGUGGAGUGGUCGUGUGGAAAUAUCAGUCUCAUAUAAAGAGAUCAGCAGGAAAGGACGGGGUAAUGAGUGUGGGUUUGGAUUCAACAGUCAGUCCUGGAGUCUGCAGUGUUUUCCUUCCUCUGUCUAUUUCCGACACAACAACGUUAAGACUGUUCUCCAAGGUCCAUCACCCUCCAGAAUAGGAGUGUAUGUGGAUCACAGUGCAGGAACUCUGUCCUUCUACAGCGUCUCUGACACAAUGAGGCUCCUCCACAGAGUCCACACCACAUUCACUCAGCCUCUAUAUGCUGGGGUCUGGAUAUGGAAUUCUGUCUCAUCUGUGAAGUUUUGUGAUCCGAUGAAAAAAUGAAAAGUUGAAAUGUUGAGUAAAAUUAUAACCGAGGUGUCAGAUUGAAUUUCUCCCUGAAAUACAAAGACACUUGUGUGCAGAAACUGUAGUACUAAUGAAUUAUUUUCAAAGUGCUUGUUUUAUAGAUUAAUAGGCAAGUUCCAUAACAAUGUCUUAAUGCAAAAUGUAGGAUGUUUCUAGAAAAAAAAAGUUCUUAGUGCAUGCAUUUAAAAUAGUCUAUGAGAUUUAUUACACAGAUAUGAAAGUUUAGAAUGUCUCAUUCUGUUUUUCCUUUGGCAAAAUCUGUUUC